UAUAAGCAGUAUAAGUGGUAUAAGUGUUCUGUGCCAUAACUGCCAUAGACCCUGAAGGUAUGGUACACUGCACCUCAUAUGAAGUAACACGAAGGCUUUUCGAGCAUGCGCAGCGUGGUAGCGUGGAUGAUAUGAGGCUUAUUCUCAGCAAAGAAUGCGGCAACGACGUCGAGCAGGCCGCGCUGUCCUUACGAACGAUAACUCAUGGGAAGCGUGGUGACACGUUGGCUCAUAUUGCGUGUAGAUGCGGUUCUCUGAACAUACUCCGAUUCCUCUGCGAAGAAGUUCACUGUCGGCUGCUCCUUGAAAGCCAGAACUAUGACGGCAAAAGGCCGUUACACGAAGCUGCCCAGCUGUCUCAACUUGACAUCGUGCAGUUUCUCAUUGAUCAAGGAUGCCAGAUAGAUCCUCUGAAAAGGGCCGACUGGACGCCACUUAUGUUGGCAUGUACGAAGAAUGACCUGGAAGUGGUUCAAGCACUGGUUGCAAGUGGUGCCAAUACAAGACUACGAAAUAAGGAUGGUUGGACACCAUUUCACAUAUCGUGCAGGGAAGGCCAUGUACACAUAAUGUCCUGCCUUUUGGAUAUAUCCCCAGAUGCAUGGAACACCAGCAGCAGGAACAAGAGAACACCACUUCAUACAGCUGCUUUACAUGGCCAGUUGCAAUGCGUGAAGCUGCUUCUAAAGAGGGGCCACUAUCCACCAGAUGUAGCUGACAACUGUGGCACUACACCUUUCAUGGAUGCUGCGAGUGCAGAUCAGGUGGCCAUACUGGACUGCUUGGCAGAGCUCCAAAAGGCUGACGUAACCAAGAUGGACGUACUGGGUAACAACAGCCUGCACCUGGCAGCGCAAACAGGUGCCACCUCUGCAGUUUUGUCACUUGUUGAGAAAUAUGCCCUAGACAUCAACAGCAUCAACUCUUGGGGACAGACUCCUCUGCAUUUGUCUGCCAAGGCAGGCCAAGAUGAUGUGGUUAAACUGCUAAUUGACCUGGGUGCUGUAUGCAAUGUCAGAGAUAACAAAGGUCGCACAGCAUAUGACCUGGCAAAGAAUAAUGGCCACAACACCUGCUGUAGACUCUUGCAGCAUCACAACAUGGAGCAACAAUAAAAAUGCUUCUUUCCAACAA
Messenger RNA from Rhipicephalus sanguineus (brown dog tick), 1134 nucleotides. RefSeq names its product ankyrin repeat domain-containing protein 16. The record is from RefSeq and is a predicted model, not a curated record. Gene Ontology annotation, molecular function: protein binding. Lineage: Eukaryota; Metazoa; Arthropoda; Arachnida; Ixodida; Ixodidae. Bases 60 to 1115 code for a protein of 351 amino acids. The transcript has 8 exons.